Rhodotorula graminis WP1 is the source of this 2613-nucleotide messenger RNA. Its product is annotated as glycosyltransferase family 39 protein. Gene Ontology annotation, molecular function: dolichyl-phosphate-mannose-protein mannosyltransferase activity. Gene Ontology annotation, biological process: protein O-linked glycosylation via mannose. Gene Ontology annotation, cellular component: endoplasmic reticulum; membrane. The record is from RefSeq and is a predicted model, not a curated record. Lineage: Eukaryota; Fungi; Basidiomycota; Microbotryomycetes; Sporidiobolales; Sporidiobolaceae. The coding region runs from base 1 to 2613 and encodes 870 amino acids. The transcript has 12 exons.
AUGUCCCGCCGCGCCGACCUCCCCUCGUCCCUCCUCAUCCCCUCCUCCUCGACCUCGUCGUCCCGCUCGUCGUCCCCGCCCUCGCCAGGAGGCGCUUCCUGGGCCCAGGACCCCUACGCCCCGCGACAGCCCGGCCUCCCGCUCUACACGGCCCGCAAGAACUCGCACACCGCCUCGUCGCACCACAAGCGCGACGACGACCUCCUCCACCGCGACGCGCACGACGACAACGACGACGACGACGACAUGGUCGAGCUGGUCGACUCGAGUACGGCUCGCCGCCGCGCAGGGCAGAGCACGGCGAGCUACGUCGACGGCGGCGCCGAGCAGGACCCGCUCUUGAACGGCGGCGCCGGUGCCGAGGCGGGCGAGGGCAAGGAGGGCAAGGAGCUGUGGCCGGCGAGCGGCAUCGGCAUGGAGGGCCGCAUCCCCGAGACGCGCAAGGAGUGGCUCGCAAAGGGCGGCUCGGACUCGGCGUCGAGGCGUCACCGGCAGCCCGUCACCUGGCGCGCCGUCGGGCGCGAGGUGCUCUCGGACCUCAAGGCGCAGAUCCCGCUCCUCGUCUACACGGUCCUCGCCCUGUUCACUCGCCUGUACCGCAUCGGCGCCGCCAACUCGGUCGUCUGGGACGAGGCGCACUUUGGCAAGUUCGGCGCCUACUACCUCAACCGCACCUUCUACUUCGAUGUCCACCCUCCACUGGGCAAGAUGCUCGUCGGCCUCGCAGGCGCCAUCUCGGGCUUCAACGGCUCGUUCGACUACCCGUCGGGCGCCGUCUACCCGGACCACGUCCCGUUCCGCGCCAUGCGCAUCAUGCUCGCCCUGCCCGGCGUCGCCAUGGUCCCGCUCGCGUGGGGGACGGCCGUCGAGCUGAGGAUGACCAAGUGGGGGCGGCACAUCGUCACGCUCAUGGUCCUCACCGACCUCGCCUGGAUCGUCAUCUCGCGCUUUGUCCUCCUCGACUCGCUCCUCCUCUUCUUCACCUUCACGACCGUCUACUGCCUCGCGGCGUUCAACAACCAGCAGCGCAGACCUUUCGAGGAGGACUGGUGGGUCUGGUUGACGUUGACGGGCAUCUCGAUCGGCUGCGUCUGCUCCGUCAAGUGGGUCGGCAUGUUUGUCACGGCACUCGUCGGCAUCUACACGGUCGAGGACCUGUGGAACAAGUUCGGCGACCUGCGCAUGAGCUACCGCACCUACGUCCGUCACUGGGUCGCCCGCAUCCUGUGCCUCAUGGUCAUCCCGUUCUGCGUCUACGCCCUCACGUUCAAGCUCCACUUCCUCGUCCUGAACCGGUCGGGCCCCGGCGACUCGCAAAUGUCGUCCCUGUUCCAGGCGCACCUGCACGGCAACGACUUUGCGCGCAACCCGCUCGAGCCGGCGUACGGCUCGCGCCUCACGCUCAAGAACAUGGGCUACGGCGGCGGCCUCCUGCACUCGCACGUCCAGACGUACCCGGUCGGCUCGCAGCAGCAGCAGGUCACGUGCUACCACUACAAGGACGAGAACAACGAGUGGGUCGUGACGCCGACGUGGGAGGCGGCCCCGAUCGACGUCGACAACGGCGAGAUCGUCUACCUGCGCCACAACGACGUCGUGCGGCUCGUGCACCACUCGACCGGCCGCAACUUGCACUCGCACUCGAUCGCGGCGCCCGUCAGCAAGCUCAACCACGAGGUGUCGUGCUACGGCAACGCGACCGUCGGCGACUCGAACGACUACUGGACCGUCGAGGUCGUCGACGACUUUUUGCGCGGCGCGCGCCACAAGUUUGACCGCAUCCACUCGCUGUCGACCCGGCUGCGGUUCCGCCACCAGAACAGCGGGUGCUACCUGCGCGCGGCCAACGCCGUCCUCCCGCAGUGGGGCUUCAAGCAGGUCGAGGUCAGCUGCGACAAGAGCAACAACCCGCGCGACGAGCACACUUACUGGAACAUCGAGAGCCACUGGAACGACCGUCUUCCCGCCGGCAACCAAAAGCUGUACCGCUCGCCCUUUUUCCGCGACUUCUGGCACCUCAAUGUCGCCAUGAUGACGUCCAACAACGCGCUCGUGCCCGACGCCGACAAGGAGGACACGAUCGCGUCCAAGCCGUUCGACUGGCCGUUCCUGUUCAACGGCAUGCGCAUGAACGGGUGGCAGGACUUUGGCAUCAAGUACUACCUCGUCGGCAACCCCAUCACGUGGUGGAUGGGCAGCGCGAGCCUCGUCGUGUGGGCCUUUACGCUCCUGUGGCACCUCAUGCGGUUUCAGCGCAAGAUCAACGACUUUGCUCCAGGCGAGUGGAACCACUUCCUCUACGUGUCCAAGAUCGCGUUCGGCGGCUGGGCCUUCCACUACUUGCCCUUCCUCGUCAUGGGUCGCGUCACCUACCUCCACCACUACCUCCCGACGCUGUGGUUCUCGGUCCUCAUGUCGGGCGUUCUCCUCGACCACUUCAUCUUCCGCUCGCACCGCCUCACGCCGCGCACCAAAAAGGUCGUCUUUGGCCUCGUCGCCGGCGCCGUCGUCGGCACGUGGUGGUUCUUCAGGGCGUGCGCCUGGGGCAUCGAGGGCCCGGCAAAGGACAUGGUCGGCCGCAAGUGGAGGAAGAGCUGGAACCUCUACGACUAG